GGUUUAUGGCAAGUUUGAGAUGGCGGGCUUGAGUGACGAUGAGGAGGGCGAGGGUGAGAACGCAACGGGAGCAAAGUCCAGGGAGCAGCCGAAAGAAGGGAACGAAGAAGGAACGAUCGGAACGCGCCUGCUCGAUUCGGGAGAUUAUGGCCU
This is a messenger RNA of Scutellospora calospora, 153 nucleotides long. Lineage: Eukaryota; Fungi; Glomeromycota; Glomeromycetes; Diversisporales; Gigasporaceae. The record is from the annotation of a GenBank genome assembly.